This is a messenger RNA of Hippoglossus stenolepis (Pacific halibut), 3605 nucleotides long. RefSeq names its product DCN1, defective in cullin neddylation 1, domain containing 2b (gene dcun1d2b). Gene Ontology annotation, molecular function: cullin family protein binding; ubiquitin-like protein binding; ubiquitin conjugating enzyme binding. Bases 66 to 941 code for a protein of 291 amino acids. Gene Ontology annotation, cellular component: ubiquitin ligase complex. Gene Ontology annotation, biological process: protein neddylation; positive regulation of ubiquitin-protein transferase activity. The transcript has 7 exons. The record is from RefSeq and is a predicted model, not a curated record. Lineage: Eukaryota; Metazoa; Chordata; Actinopteri; Pleuronectiformes; Pleuronectidae.
AAAGCUAAAGUUAGAUCUUUAACACUGGGCCUGUGAGCUCGCAGCGUCGCACAACUACAUUUCCCAUGAGCACCGGCGCCGCAACAGUAGCGCAUUUCAUUUCGCGCAUGCGCACCGGCGGUAAUUGGAUAUCAACUUGGGCAAAAACAGCGGGUGAUAAAAUGCACAAGUUGAAGUCAUCGCAGAAGGACAAGGUUCGGCAGUUCAUGUCUUUCACACAGGCUGGGGAGAGGACAGCCGUGUACUGCCUGACGCAGAAUGACUGGAAACUAGAAGUCGCCACAGACAACUACUUCCAAAACCCAGACCUCUACUACAAAGAAUCCAUGAAAACCUUGGUGGACCGCAAGAGGCUGGAGCAGCUCUACAACCGAUACAAAGACCCCCAGGAUGAGAAUAAGAUAGGCAUCGAUGGGAUCCAGCAGUUCUGCGACGACCUGAUCCUGGACCCAGCUAGCAUGAGUAUACUUGUGGUGGCGUGGAAGUUCAGGGCGGCCACGCAGUGCGAGUUCAGCAGGAAAGAGUUUGUGGACGGCAUGUCGGAUUUAGGCUGUGACAGUCCUGAAAAACUCAAGUCGAUCCUUCCCAGACUGGAGCAGGAGCUGAAAGACACAGCAAAGUUCAAAGACUUCUACCAGUUUACCUUCAGUUUUGCCAAGAACCCCGGCCAGAAAGGUUUAGACCUGGAGAUGGCUGUGGCUUAUUGGAAUCUAGUUCUCACAGAUCGCUUUAAGUUCUUGGAUCUCUGGAACCGGUUCCUGAUGGAGCAUCACAAGCGGUCGAUACCCAAGGACACAUGGAACCUCCUCCUGGACUUUGGCAAUAUGAUUGCAGACGACAUGUCAAACUAUGACGAGGAAGGGGCAUGGCCCGUCCUCAUAGAUGACUUUGUGGAGUUUGCUCGGCCGAUCGUGACGGGGAUUAAACGCAACUUGACAUAAUGUUUGUCCCGGCUUCAUGCAGCGGAUGGAGUUUGUGUUUCUUCCAGUUUUUCUUUUUCUUUGACUGAGAAUUUUUAUACAAAUGAGCCAAAAAGACACUUAAACUUCUCAAUAAGCUCGUCCGCGGCUUGUUGUUAAGAUUGUUCUUCCAAACUGCAGAUGAUGCCUUGGGUGAGGAGUGACCUGGAAAGGAGGGAAAUCAACAUGAGAUGAAUGCUGACAAGGACAGACUAUAUUUGCAAUAUGCAUAUAAUGGGUACCCAAAAACUCGACACUUGAGGGUAAAUCACAGAUGGGUGCGGCUUUGAACUGCUGCUGUGGACAUGGCUCACUUACCUCCACCCUCGGCACAGGGAGGAGUGGCAGUCAAAGUGAGCGUCCAGCACAUGCAGAGGAUUCAGUUGAAGAUGCAGUAGCAGGACGUGGCUUCUCACCUUGUAAAUUUCGAAUGGAACGGUGUGUUUUAAAUCUGCAUGUUUUCGUCGGCUCGUGUGAAGCUGUGCCGUGAACGCUAAGGAGGGAGAAAGUAAUCUACAUUAUUUUUACGGAGAUUGUGAAUGUGUAGACCUCUAUCAAUCACAUUGCGAGUAGAGAAAGUGUGUGUGUGUGUGUGUGUGUGUGUGUGUGUGUGUGUGUGUGUGUGUGUGUGUGUGUGUGUGUGUGUGUGUGUGUGUGUGUGUGUGUGUGUGUGUGUGUGUGUGUGUGUGUGUGUGUUUGGGGCAGGGAGUUAAACAUAUUGCCUCUUUUACAAUACAUUGCGAAAUAUUUUGAUUUGUUUUAAUUAAUAUAAAGAGUUAAAGUGAUGGUGAAAAGGUUCAGAAACACGUUUUGUACUCAGACGGAGGAUUGGAUGGAGCAGCAUGCUUUUUGAGCUCAGCACCAGCAGAAUCGCUCUUGUUACAGUUGUAACACACCGUUCUCACUGAAAUAAGAAUAGAAGAACAAAAGUCUGAGAAAACAGGUAAUGACGUUUAUAAUCUUUUGAACAUGAAAAGCAUUUAGAUUUAGAUCCUCAUUUUUUAACAAUGCUGUUACAUUACAUUUGUUAGUGUUGGUUUCCUUUAGUUUUGCAGUUUGUAAACUGCUGUACACAAACAUAAACUGACUGGCACAUUGACUGUUUUAUUAUAUUACUACAAACCAGGUAAUAAUGACUUGCCAACUCUGCAAACUGCACUGAUUUACACUUUUUCUGUUGUUUUAGGAUUUUUGUUUUUAGUGAGUUUACAUGACAGUAGGUUUCAUUUACACUUUAGACUUUUUAAAAUCAAAAUCCACAUCCAAGAUAAGUUUAUUUUAUUGGUUUGUUUACACAGUUUAAGGUUUUAGUCUUUAUUAGCACUUGUAGGGCAGAAGUGGUAUGUUAAAGCUCAGUAGAGCUACUGCAGAGACGAACGGAGUUUAUAAAGCUGGACAGGGCAUCUCCACUUCCACCCUCUGUAUAGUCAGAAUAUCCAGGAUGCAAACGCGGCUAUCUUGUUGGAGCCAGUCUGCGCUCUAGGGAUCGUGGUUUAGAGCUGUCAAUCAUGGCAUUUCACCCCAUUUUGAUAUGACUUUAACUUUUGUAGUUUGGUCCAUAUCCCAUCCACUCACAUGGAGAAAGCUGGGUUUAUGACCUAUACUGCAGCCAGCCACCAGGAGGUGAUCGAGACACGUUGGCUUCACUUUUGGCAGCAGUCAUUCAUCCAUCUUUUUAAAAUAUAUAUAUAUAUAUAUAUAUAUGAUAAAAAACAUGCCACUUUAAGAACACUGCUUGUUCUGCCAUCUAUGGGCGGCUGUGCAUUAUCAUAUUUCUCUGCGUUAUAGCUAGAUGGGGUCACAUGAUUUGACCUCUGAACCUUAGCGCUUAGUGCAGCAAUGCUUCUCCUCCCAUUUCAGUGUCAUUAUAAACACUAAUCAACUCUGUAUGUUAAUUCCAUCCACUCUCCGAGAUACAGAGUGUUACAGAAGGUAAAGAGCUCAGGUACCAGUCGGCUCGCAGCAGGCGGCCUCCUGUACUAACAGAAUUAUUAACCCUACCCUAUUAACCCUAUGCUUUCUGUUCUAACUGGCGACGAGCCAAGUGUUGUCACCAUGAUCAAACCUUUGCCAUGUGAGAUAUAGAUGGAUGAGUUCCCUCUCAACAGCCAACUGCAGGGGGAGAUUAUCACUUUUCAAUUCUCAUUAUUAUGUAGACCUGAGUCGCUGAUAAACUACAGUGGUGUUCGUGAAUGUAGCCUUCAUGAAAUUGAGUCAAAUCAGGAUGGAAGUUAAUUAUGAUUUCUGUCCCAGAUUGAAUGUGGAUGAGUGACAAAAGAAAUCCUCUUCACGAUAACGCAGAACAGACACGUGUGUUGCUUCAGUGAAAUAUGUUAUAAUCUGUCAGUACUGUUGAAAUGUGUGUAAACCGAUCACAGUCAGGACGACAGUGAUGUGGUGUGAGAGCUAACAAAGAAAAUGUGACAUUCAGUAUUCAGUGCUAAUAUGGUACAUUACCGACGAGUUUAUUUGUCAAAUAUGUGAUCAACUGUUUUUAGUCAUGCAAAUCAUUCUCAUCAGAACAGUGUUAUUUUUACCAGCAAGAAAACUGGUAUGUCCUAUUUACAGAAUAUUCUGUUUUGUCACAGAAACAUACCUUACAUUGUUUUCUUUCAGAAAAUUGUCAAUAAAGCAUGUUGUUUUUAA